Australozyma saopauloensis is the source of this 972-nucleotide messenger RNA. Its product is annotated as amidase. Gene Ontology annotation, biological process: protein modification process; protein catabolic process. Gene Ontology annotation, molecular function: protein-N-terminal asparagine amidohydrolase activity; protein-N-terminal glutamine amidohydrolase activity. Bases 1 to 972 code for a protein of 323 amino acids. The record is from RefSeq and is a predicted model, not a curated record. The transcript has a single exon. NCBI's taxonomy places the organism in Eukaryota, Fungi, Ascomycota, Pichiomycetes, Serinales, Metschnikowiaceae.
AUGCCAAAACUAAGAAUAGCUGGUAUUCAGUUCAAUCCGGUACUUGGCCAAGUGGAACAAAACGUUGCCAAGAUCCGCUCGCUUGCUGCUACUCUCACAAAACCAAUUGAUUUGUUGGUUCUUCCGGAAUUGGCAGUCACAGGCUACAACUUCAAAAACGCCGCCGAGAUCCAGCCCUUUUUGGAGGGAAGAACGGGGCCCACUUAUUCUUUGGCAAGGGACUUAUCUACGCUCUACAAAUGUACAACCAUCGUUGGCUAUCCUGAGAAUUACGAGGGUACAACGUAUAACCUGGCAAUGGUGGUGAAUGAAGAGGGGGAUUUGGUGCAUAAUUAUCGGAAAACACACUUGUAUGAGACCGAUGAGGCGUGGGGUUGUGUUGAGAAUCCAGAGAAGGACUUUGCGGCGGUAGAUUUGGUGCUUGGGAAGGGUUCUGAGCGUCAGACCAUAAGAACCAGCAUAGGCAUUUGCAUGGAUCUCAAUCCGUACAAGUUCACUGCGCCCUUCAACGAAUUCGAAUUCUCUAUGAGUGCGUAUGCGAAUCUGGCGCGGCUUGUGGUUGUUCCAACCGCCUGGCUCGACUCUGAGUCUCCAGAUAUCCAAGAAGACUGCUCCGACAAAGAGAAGCUGGAGCUUGCAGCCAAAAUCAAGAAGCAGCUUGAGACCGAGACGUAUCCUGAUGCCAAGGAUCUGCUGACUCUGUUGAUAGACUACUGGAUUGUGCGUCUAUUUCCAUUUUUGAGCCAUCCAAUGAACGGCUUGCCCAAACAGCCUCAAAAGACAACCGCUGUGAUCUGCAAUCGUACUGGUAUUGAGGACCAAACUUUCUAUGGAGGCUCUCUGUGCAUUUUGCAGUUUGAUCGUUCGAUUCCGGAGACUCUUGAUACUGAUUCUAACAAUCCUAGCGUAUCUGUGAUCAACUCUGCGGGCAGGGCGACGGAAGAGGUAAUUUAUCUGGAGGUUGAUGUAUAG